This is a messenger RNA of Desarmillaria tabescens, 270 nucleotides long. RefSeq lists its product as uncharacterized. The transcript is spliced from 4 exons. NCBI's taxonomy places the organism in Eukaryota, Fungi, Basidiomycota, Agaricomycetes, Agaricales, Physalacriaceae. The record is from RefSeq and is a predicted model, not a curated record. The coding region runs from base 1 to 270 and encodes 89 amino acids.
AUGUGUCAACGAAUGGCUGAUGGAACGCGUUGGUUGAAGUGCAUGCAUUUUCAACGCCACAUGAUCACUGCCAUCGUGGAUUGCAACUCCCGACGCUGUACACGGAGCCUAAGGCAUCCACGGGAGUGUCGCCAGCCGACCUGUUUACAGGUCAGGAACUUUGGCGAAGAGAUUCAGAGAGAUAUUGAUAAAGUUGACGAGUACUGCUUUGCAUGCCGAGCAGCCCAAGCUCGCGCUGCGCGCGACGCUGCUGCCGCUUCUUCAUCGUAA